Rotaria sp. Silwood2 is the source of this 1251-nucleotide messenger RNA. Lineage: Eukaryota; Metazoa; Rotifera; Eurotatoria; Philodinida; Philodinidae. The record is from the annotation of a GenBank genome assembly.
UCUCAUCAAUAAAAACAACAAGAUGCAUGAUUUGAUUUUUGAAAAUUUUAGCAAAGUGUGAACCAUCUAAAAUAGUGUGUUUAUAGAAUAAAUAUGUGUUUUAUUUGUAGGAUUUUGUUGAUAGCGAAAAAUAUUUCAUACUUGCAAAAAUUGGCAUUGCUAAUUCUUGUGUGAGAUUGAUAAGAGUAAGUUUACAUAAUCGAGGAUAGUUACCAGCAAAAAGAAUUCGUUCUGCGGAAUGUGAUUCUAGAAUGAGUUGUUCAACAGUCUUAUGAAUUUGGGGUAGUAUAUCCAAACAAAGUCGAUCUAAUAUUUGAUCAGACAAUGAACAAUUAUCUUCUUCACAGUUUGUUUUUAACAAUUCUAUAGAACGAGUAUAAAUCUUAUCACGUAUUAAUUUAUUGAAUCUUUUGUUAACAUUUAUAAAUGAGUAAAGUACGUCAAUUUUGUUCAAUUUAUUCCAUAUGAUAAGGAUGAUUUCGUCUGGCAAAUCUACAAUACUAGCCAUUGAAUGACUCGUAGUUGUUGAGAAUAGAAUAAUCGUUAAUAAAAUAAGCAAAGUAUCAGUCAGUCAUCUAUACAUAUAUACGUCGUAUCGAAGUUACAUCCGUCAGCAAAGUUAUAAUUUCGUCAAAAUUGUGGACGAAGUUACAGCUUCGUCAGAUGGUAUGAUGGAAAAAGGAAGAAGGGAAAAUAAUAAUCAUAAGAGGCCGUUAUAAUAAAAUGGUUAAAAUAUUUCUCUUCUGAUUGGCUCAUACCGUUAAAUGUGUUCAUUCUUUAGGUAAAGAUAUACAAAUUGAUCUCUCGUUAUUUUAGAUAUAUGAUGGCCACUAUUUCUCAAAAAGGCAAAAAAAUGUUGAAUAUAGACAAUUUCAUCUUUAAAUUGAAUAGGACGAGUACAAAAAAAUCUUACUGAUGCUUAGAUCUGCAUUGUACUGUAAAUGUAUGUACUGAUCUUGAUGAUAUUAUCUUAAGCAUUAAAGAUGAUUAUUGUCAUCCAUCUUAACCAGAAGAAAUACGAAUUCGAAUAUUGAAACAAGCUAUAAAACGCGUGCUAUAAAUGAAAGUACGUCUAUCCCACAAAUUCAGAAUGAAAAAGCAGCACAAACUGAUCUAUCAACAUUGCCAAUUGCUGCUUUACCUAUUAAUUAUGAUAAUGGUGAUGUUACUCGUAAUGAACUUUUAGAAAGAUUAUCCUUCUCUGUCGCUAAAAUAUCAAAUAAAAAAAAUGGACCCUAUUAUCCUCCAUGA